AUGAAGAAGAUUUAAGAGAGUAUUUAAAAAAAAGAAAGUAUUAAUCAAUAUUAUGUGUUAGAUUAAAUUGAUGCAAUGAUUAUAUUUAAAGAUUUUCUUUAUGGUAUAAAAACCAUAUUAAAAAUAAGAAUAAUUACAUCGAAAUAUAAANUGUUUUUAUGAAUUUGGUAUUUGUAGAAAGAAAAUUUGCACAGACUAUAAAGUUGAUGAAUGUCUUUAAGUAGAAGGAUGCUUUUUAGAUUAAAAUAAAAUGUGUUAAUAAUUACCAUCAUGUUCAUAUAUUUCUUAAGAUAUUUUUGGAGAUUAAACUUUAACUGUUUGUAAUCAACUUACUUAUAAUGGAUUUAAGUGUAAUUGGUAAAAAUUUGCUUUAUUAGAUGAUACAGAAAUCUGUACCAAUUAACCAUGCGAGUAAUAUUUAAUUAUUAUUUAAUAGAUUAUAUGGACCUUCUACAACUCUAUGUUAAGGAAAUGAAAUGAAUGGUUAUUCUUGUGUAUUAUUUAGUGAAUUGAUUUGUAAACAAUGUGAACAAAUAACAGAAAAAUGUUUCUGUGAUAAAUAGACUAAUGUUUGCUCUUAUUUCAAUGGAAAAUGUCAUUCUAUUUAAUGUUCUUCUUUUCUUAAUAAAGAAUAGUGUUUACAAGCAUCGGAUCGUUGUUAUUGGAGUUCUUAAAUUACAGAAAAUAAUAUUAAAACUGAAGGAUGUGUUAAGGAAUGUGUUAAAAUUAUUGAAUCAGAAGAAUGCAACAAUAGAAUUGAUGAAUGCUAUUAUGAAUCUUUAGUUGGAUAAUGCAAAAAAGGUAAAAAAUAAAUUCCAGAUCUAAGUGUUGACUUAACAAUUGAAUAAUUCUAUAGUCCAAUUCUAUUGUCAUUAUACAUUAUGAUUAUUAUAACAUAAUGA
Messenger RNA from Paramecium sonneborni, 902 nucleotides. NCBI's taxonomy places the organism in Eukaryota, Ciliophora, Oligohymenophorea, Peniculida, Parameciidae. The record is from the annotation of a GenBank genome assembly.